AUGGAGGCGGCGACGGAUAUCCUCACUGCUCCUCGGGUCGCCGAGGCGGUGCGACUCGCGGGCCCUAUACCCAAAGAUGGCACACCCACAACGACGAGAGAAGAGCUCGGUGGUGCGGAAUUGGGGCAACGUGUGUCGCCACGGUCAUCCUCACGCCGUCGGGUGGUGAAUGUUUUCCCCACAUCGGAGUCUGAGACGUUAGAAGUCCAACCUGCAUCGUCGAGGGGCCCCUUGUUCGCUUCCUCCUCAUUGGAAACAGCGUCCGUCGUGCGAGACUCCAACAAUUCUGGGGGGAAGCGCGGCAUUUCCGGGAAGGGGCAAUCGAGGAACUCUACAAGCUCGCCAGGUGUAAAAGGAUUGGUCACAAGAAGUCCUGCCACUACUCGCUCCUCUGUUAGUAGUACGAGUUUUUCCCCGUCUAAGCCCAAUAAGCGGACCACACACACCGUCUCGUCGAAGCGCUUUGGUGUUCCUGGAACGCAAGGUGACAAGUCCACAACAAGUUCAGGGACGACCAAGAGCAAACUGUUUUCACUCAAGCCAGAGGGUAAACCGACACCGCUACCGAAGGCCGGAAGGAAAGAAGCAACGCCAAAAAGAGGUUCUCGUUUGUCUCCACCAUUGCGGCGACUAUCACCAGGGAGUAGGAAGAAGAAAUGGAGGAAACCUUUUCAGGCUCUAAUGAGUGCUGAGGAAAAGGCACGUAUUGUCAUUGACACUGAAUAUGAGGCGGAAUGGGAAACAGUGCUCUUGAAAAUUGCGAGUGAUGCCUUUGUGCCACAGAGACGCAACUUUUUACAACUUCAAGAGGAAUUGUACAGGGUGCAUCGUGAAUGUGAAGCGACUACUACAGAAGCAGAAAAGGCUGUGGAAAAGCUGGUCAAAUCCACCUUUGAAUUGCUUCAAACUGUACACUUAGCUGGUGCGAAUGUUUUAGGGGAAAACAGAAUUCUUGAACUUGACAUCCCAAUGACCAUGCAAGCAUUUACCACCGAGGUGGAAGUACUGUCGUGCGCCAGGGAUCCUUCUUCCUACCUGACUGAAUCUCACUUACCUGUAAAGCGGCAGGAUACGAAUCAGGAACCAGAAAUUGGGAGAAUACGCUCCUUUUUCUUAGAACUCACGCAGGAGUUGGAUAGGGUGGGCCUCUUUUCUGAAAAGACCGUGAACGCUGCCAUGGAGAAGAAAGAUGAGGUUGAAAAAAAUAUACAGCACCUUGCAUCUGCGCUUGCCUCUCUUAUUCAACGGGUUCAUCGCAUGAUCCAGCAUUGGAAGAAAAAGGUGGAGUCGUUGCAGGGUGUGAUCAAUGAGCAAGCAACGCGUAUGAAGGUGGCGGAUGAUUUUAUUCGGGAGACCACCACAAAACAUCAUGUGGAGGUGGACAGUGCAAUUCAAGUUUGCAGACAAUUUGGUAUGGAACUUCGACAGCGGAUGGAUGCCUUAGAAAAAGAGGUCCGCAGCAGCCUUAGUGAGCUCAUUCAACGAAGUACGGAGGUGAGUAUUGAAAAUAAUGCCUUUUACGACCAUGCGCAACUUUUACUUAACAAGGAAAACACCAUUCAGUACUACAUGUCAAAGAUGGAAACGGUUUUAGUGGAACAAGGAAAACUGCUUCGUGAUGUGCAUCUUAGACUUCUGCAGCUGUGGAAAAAGCGUUGCGGUGAGGGUGAUGAGGAGCGAUCCACCUUGACACACAGUGGCUUGCCAAAACCCUAUCACGCUGCACUGGAUGCAUGUGAUCGUGACACUCUUCUUCGCCUUUUGCACUUUGUUGCCCUGAAUAGCAGUGAUGUGCCAGGCUUGCUGAUCAAUGCACUUGAUGAACAUGAUCUUUUUAUAAAAAGCAACACUGAGGAGGCGCAGGCUGUUGCGAAGCAGAGUGCGACAGAAACAGCAGUGCGUGCGCUUCUGGAGAAAUUGUACGAGGAAGGGGACAUCAAACUUAACCCACGUCAAUGUUCUGCAUCCCUUCCAGACGCAAUUAACGAUAUGGUACGUCACUACAACACAUACAUGACAAAAAUGGAGAGGAAACAGCGCUGUGACGCACGAAAAAAAAAUAUGAAUACUGCUUCUUCACUUGCAUUUUUUGAUAGUCGUACACCUAUGCCAGAUGAAUAUGCUGCGGAACUGGCCUUGCGUCCGCCGGUUCAAAGAAAAAUACCGGUAAUAUGUGACGGUAACGCGAACCGCAUGCAGCUGGAUAACACAUCACACACUUCUCACGGUAGGGGUGUCACGGCUUCUGUCAUUGAUUCGAAUCCCAAUGAAGCGAAUAUUGAGACGGUGUUGCCCCAGCUUGAGGUUUGUCACGUGCUGAGUCAUCUGCGGCAAAGUCACCCCUCAGCCCUGGACCCGCCUGGCACUGCCACAGUUGUUGGUUUCGGUCGUUGGGGUGGCAAAAUGGCAAAAAGAGGUACGGAUGGAGAGGCUUGUAGUAGUAGAGGAGGAGGACGACGAGGAGGCGGUGGUGGUGAGGGCGAGAAUGAGGGUGCCGGUGUCCCACGCACCGGGAAAACUGCUGUGGGUAUGCGGUUUUGUGCGGGAAUCAAGCCCUGUCCACCACCUUCUGUACCACCGCGGAUAUUCCUCAUGCGACACGUGCUGGAACAUCACUGCAACGACGUGCAAACACUCUCUGUUGAUCCUGAUUCACGGUGUAGGUGUUUCCCAGGCGAAGACGUGCCGUUUCUCAAGCUCCAACGAGAACUCUUUGGGGCAGAAACGUCGUCGUGA
Messenger RNA from Trypanosoma rangeli, 2736 nucleotides. RefSeq lists its product as uncharacterized. The transcript has a single exon. The record is from RefSeq and is a predicted model, not a curated record. Lineage: Eukaryota; Euglenozoa; Kinetoplastea; Trypanosomatida; Trypanosomatidae. Bases 1 to 2736 code for a protein of 911 amino acids.